This is a messenger RNA of Lottia gigantea (owl limpet), 1506 nucleotides long. RefSeq lists its product as hypothetical. Gene Ontology annotation, molecular function: protein binding. The transcript has 12 exons. Gene Ontology annotation, cellular component: BBSome; non-motile cilium; ciliary basal body. The record is from RefSeq and is a predicted model, not a curated record. Gene Ontology annotation, biological process: non-motile cilium assembly. The coding region runs from base 1 to 1506 and encodes 501 amino acids. Lineage: Eukaryota; Metazoa; Mollusca; Gastropoda; Lottiidae.
AUGGACCCCAUGUUUUUAGCCUACAGUUACUUUAGAAGACGAAAAUACCAAAAAUGUGAAGAAAUCUGCUCCCAGUUAUUGGAGAAAAACCCUUAUGAUCAGGGAGCAUGGUCACUGAAGACAAGAGCCUUAACUGGGCAGGUCUACGUGGAUGAAGUGGAUGUUGAUGAAGAAGGUAUAGCAGAGAUGGUGAUGGAUGAUAAUGCUAUAGCAACAGUAGCUCGUCCUGGAACAUCUUUGAGAAAACCUGGCACUGGUCAAGGAAUGCCUAGUCAGGGAGUUAGGCCAAUGACAAACUCUGGAAGACCUGUCAGUGGGUUUGUUCGUCCUGGGACUCAGUCAGGCCGCCCUGGAACCAUGGAACAAGCUAUUAAAACACCACGUACAUCCCAUACAGCCCGUCCUGUAACCAGUGCUUCAGGCAGAUAUGUUAGACUUGGAACGGCCUCAAUGUUAUCCAGCCCAGAUGGACCAUUUAUUAACCUAGCUCGGCUGAAUUUUUCAAAAUAUGCCUCCAGACCUAAUUUAGCCAAAGCUUUAUUUGAAUAUAUUUUUCAUCAUGAAAAUGAUGUGAGAAAUGCAUUGGAACUGGCAUCGCAAGCUACUGAACAGUGUAAAUUUGAUGACUGGUGGUGGAAAGUGCAGCUAGCUAAAUGUUAUUAUAGAUUAGGUAUGUUUCGUGAAGCCGAAAAACAACUGAAGUCGGCCAUAAAACAACAAGAAAUGGUGGACUCAUUCCUGUAUUUAGGAAAAGUUUAUGUCAGACUAGACCAGCCCCUGACAGCUGUAGAAAUAUAUAAACAGGGCCUGGAAAAAUUCCCUGGUGAAACUACUUUACUUACUGGUAUAGCUAGAAUACAUGAGGGUUUAAAUGAACUAGAUGAUGCAGUAAAAUUCUAUAAAGAUGUAUUACAUUAUGACAAUAUGCAUGUUGAAGCUAUAGCCUGUAUCGCAACACAUCAUUUUUAUACUGACCAGCCAGAAAUAGCACUCAAAUUUUACAGGCAAUGGAGAUUGUUACAGAUGGGAGUUUAUAAUACAGAAUUAUUUAACAACCUUGGACUCUGUUGUUUUUAUGCUCAGCAAUACGACAUGACCUUGACAUGUUUUGAGAGGGCGCUGUCCAUGGCUGAUGAUCAGACCUUAGCUGACGUUUGGUUCAAUAUUGGACAUGUUGCUUUGGGUAUAGGAGAUAUGAACCUAGCCUAUCAGUGUUUCCGAAUGUCACUGGCCAGUAACAACGACCAUGCAGACGCGUAUAAUAAUCUGGGAGUUUUAGAGUUACGAAGAGGACAUAUAGAGGAGGCUAGAGCCUUUUUCCAGGCAGCGUUUGUGUUGGCACCACACAUGUAUGAACCACAUUAUAAUUUUGCUGCCCUAGCAGACCAGUUGGGAGAUCUACAGAGUAGUUAUAAUGCUGUGAAACGAGCAGUAGAUGCUUAUGAUGGUCACAUAGAUUCUAAGGAAUUACUUCAACAAUUAAAACAACAUUUUUCACUUCUAUAG